AGAGAGAGAGAGAGAGAGGAAGCGAAAAGAGCGUGAAAGGCUCCACACGGCAGAUUAUAAAUCUGUAUGUUAACGGGACUAAAUCUGGAGGUCUUGAAGCAGCUUUACUGGUGGGGGGUGGCCAUAAAGCAUCAAGAGGUGGUCUUCCCUGUUAACUGAGGAUCUGUGCAAAUAAGGAAGUGGGACCCGUGGAAGCUGUGAACGCCGGUUGUCAAGCACAGUGGUAGGUUGGUCGGAGGUCUCUGACCCUCUCAUUUUCGUUUCUGGAAGAAAAGAGGACAGCAAAAGAGACACGAGACAUAAGACAGCAAGGGACUAGUGAGCCAUUUCUCUCUUUAUUACUUCCAUUCACAAAACCAUCGCAUACCAUUAUCACAGCGAUGUAGAGGCAUUCUCUCCGAUUGGAGGAGGAAGGGUCCCAUUGACUGCUCAGGCUUAGCACCUCUCUCCAAACGCUAGCCCUUUUCAUUGCAGUCUCCGCCUCAUCUCUCGCCUCUUUCCUUGCGUCUGCUGUUUUCUCUGUCCGUCCCUCCUUUCUUGUCCCUUUUUCACACCACUCAGGAAUCAGGAAGCAUUGCAUUUUGUUAGAAGUGGGUGUUUCUGGAGCUGUCAUUGUGGUUGGUGCCACUACAAAGGAUAGCUGUGCAAAGAGUGAGAGAGACAGCUUUGGAGAUAAAAAAAAAAAGCAGCCUGAAAGACAAGGGGGGGACCUGGGACUACAGGACCAGCUGACAACCACUGGAAGGUGAACUGUGAUGAAAAGAAAAGUAUUACAGAGACUGACAACCUUUUUAAGGUAGCUAUUCACUGAGACCUUUACCACGACUUGAGGGAAUAAAGAAGCAGUGUGCCAAACUAGCGCUGCCAGCUGGAUCCUGCUUUUGCUGUUGCUAAGCAAAGUCUCUAACCUGAAGUUCUUGGAGAGACAGUGUUCAGCAUUACUUCACAACCAUGAAAGAAAGCUCAGAGGAAAGCAUUGAAAGCGUCAGGCCUUCCAACCUGCAAGCUUUUGCAAACAUAUCAACCCUACAUGGCAUGAGUCACAUAUUUGCCUAUGGGCAUAUGACAUUCCGCCGGUUCCUUUGGACUCUUUCAUUCCUCGGUUCUCUAUGUCUAUUGAUGAUUGUCUGCUUGGAUCGAGUGUCCUAUUACCUGGAGUAUCCUCAUGUCACCAAGCUGGACGAGGUGGCUGCAGCAAACCUCACCUUUCCAGCAAUUACCUUCUGUAACCUUAAUGAGUUCCGCUUCUCCAAAAUCACCAGAAAUGACCUCUAUCAUGUGGGGGAGCUCCUGGCCCUCCUCAACAGUAACUACCAAAUAGCCAACCCGCACUUGGCUGAGCCGGAGGUUCUGGCUGCCCUAAAGGAUAAAGCAAACUUUCAGAACUUCAAACCAAAACUGUUCAACAUGACUGAUUUCUAUAACCGUACAGGUCAUGACAUCAGUGAGAUGCUACUGCAGUGCACCUUCCGAGGAGAGGAAUGCUACCCAGUAAAUUUCUCCACAAUUUACACACGCUACGGAAAAUGCUACACUUUCAACUCCGGAUUAGAUGGCAACCCUUUGUUGACAACGUUGAAAGGUGGCACAGGGAACGGCUUGGAGAUCAUGCUGGAUAUUCAACAGGAUGAAUACCUCCCUGUGUGGGGAGAGACAGAUGAGACCUCCUACGAAGCAGGCAUCAAGGUUCAGAUCCACAGCCAGAGUGAGCCGCCCUUCAUUGACCAACUGGGAUUUGGUGUGGCCCCUGGUUUUCAAACUUUUGUGUCAUGUCAGCAGCAACUGCUUCAGUACCUCCCUCCGCCUUGGGGAGAUUGCAAGUCCACCCCUAUAGAGUCUGAAUUCUUCUCCACGUACAGCAUCACCGCCUGCCGUAUUGACUGUGAAACCCGGUACCUGCUGGAGAAUUGUAACUGCAGGAUGGUUCACAUGCCAGGGACCUCAACAGUUUGCACACCUGAGCAGUACAAAGACUGUGCUGACCCUGCUUUAGACUUUUUGGUAGAGAAAGACAACGAUUACUGUGUCUGUCAGACCCCCUGCAACAUGACUCGCUAUGGCAAGGAGCUGUCCAUGGUUAAGAUCCCCAGUAAGGCAUCUGCUAAAUAUCUGGCUAAGAAAUUCAACAAAACUGAGCAGUAUAUUGGAGAAAAUAUAUUGGUCUUGGACAUCUUUUUUGAAGCUCUGAAUUACGAGAAGAUUGAGCAGAAGAAGGCCUAUGAAAUUGCAGGGCUUCUCGGUGACAUUGGAGGUCAGAUGGGGCUGUUUAUCGGAGCCAGCGUUUUAACAAUACUGGAAAUAUUUGACUACCUAUACGAGGUGUUUAAGGACAAGGUUAUGGGUUACUUCGUACGCAAGAAACGGCCACAGCGUUGCCAGAGCGACAAUCUGGAGUUUCCAGAGAACCCAACCAGCCCUGGUGUCACGCCUAAUCAUGCCCCCAGAGCACCUGUGACACACUCCGGAGUCACUCGGACAGUCUCGGAUUCACGCCGAACAUGUUACCUCGUCACCCGACUCUAGGCAACUUUGAGGAGUUUGCUUGUUGACAACAUUUAAGUAGGGGACGUGGGUGGGGUUGCACACCUGGGGACUUGACAGCAAACUGUGAAAUAAUUUGUGUAUUUAACAGAAAAAUGGGUUGAUUGUAUAACUCAAACACACAUAUAGUAUAGAGUUUAUCAAUGCCUGAAUAGAAAUAGAAUACUAUCAUCAGAGAAAAAAAAAGAAAGAAAGAAAGAAAGAAGAGAAACCACUUCCAAAACAGAACUCAGGUUUAACUGCCAUGUCAAGGCAUCAGCAUUAAUUUAUUCAUGUUUCAUUUUUUUUAAUGGAAUUGCUUUUUCUUCUCCAGUCACUUUAAAGGUUCAUACAAUCACUGAAGAUAAAUAAUAGUGUCCAAAAGUGACUCUAACCUGUGUUGAGGCGAGUUACUGUUGUGCUAGUUUUCCUGUGAUGAAAAGGUUAAAAAAAAAAAAAAAGUGGGUAGGUGUGCGUAGCUUAUCAGUGUUGUGUCUCCGGCAUCUAACCAAUGCUGUAUUGAGUGACCUUAUACCUGUCACUAGUUAGAACAGGAGUCUUUUUAGGAAAUCUGCUCCGUUUGACGAGCCGAUUGUUGGAGAAAAGAGCUGCUCAGACCCGAAUCAAAACACGAGACCUGUGUUAAAUGUUGCCUUUUGCUACUUUGAGGCGUUGAAUUGCCUCAUUAAUUAUACAACUGUGCUUAUUCAAUUUAAAAACAGAGGAGGAACUUGACUUAUUUGUAUAUAUGUAAGUAUUAAGUUUUGUUCCACAUGAACCCUGACUCACUGUGUACAUACAAUUCAUUAAGGUUUAAAAAAAACAAAAACGGAGCGAGUCAGGAAGAAUGAAGGCUGUUGAUUGUAUCUUUAUAUAGCUGACAUUUUUAUUUCCAUUUAUAUUUCCCAUUUUUCUGGGAAAAAUGUUGCCAUGGUGACCGUCACAAAAUAGUACUAGCAUUAAGCAUGCUGUAAAUGUUGGCCCCUAUUUCCUCUGAACCAUCAGACCAAAAACAGCCGGGCUUUCUUCUGCCUUUUCUAAUAAUUGUGUUUGCUCCUUAUCGUGUCUUAAGGGUGUUCAUCAGCACAAUGAUAGUAAUCUAUUCUCUAUUGAACAUGAGGGGAGUUUAAAAGGCCUGUUAGUGACAUUCCUUCACUUGGCAGAAAUGUGUAAAUAAAUGCGACUAAAUGCCAUGAUGAUAUAUAUAUCUAUAUAUAUUUAUAUAUAGAUAUAUAUAUAGAUAGAUAUAGUUUUCUGGUUAUUAUAAUAUUACCCCAUGACUGAAAGCUGGAGACUUAUUAUAUCCAUUAGAAUUGCCUCAAAACAUCCAAACCACCAUGGGCCUCAGCGUCAUUCAGUUAAGUUGAUUUAUAACAGCAAUGCAUUGUACAAUUUUACCACUGUAACCUAUUAUUAAUAAUACUAUUAUUAUUAUUAUUAUUAUUAUUAUUCCAGAACAUGUAUUAAGUCACAAAUACCAGUUUGUGAUGUAUAAAUGAUCCAAGUAUAAUAAACUCUAUAUUUACCCAUCUUACUCAUGUACACAAUGUUCCUUCUUAUCUUCAUGUCGCUCCACUUUGUCUCUGCUUAAUUCACUGUUGUUUGAAUCCUUGACACCACAGUUACGGACUUGUAGGUACACUUUCGCACCCAUCCUCUAUAAAUACUUUAUUGAAUUCUUCUUUUUUUUUUUUUUAAAUAAAAAAAAAAAUGUGAAACUUUCAAGUAUAAUGCCAAACCAGAUGUGAGUGGUGUUCAUAUUAUUGUAGCUUUAUUACUCUGUUGUCUGUGUAUUAGAUGACUGUUGAUGUGAAGCACAAACCCUUGGAGAUCAGCCAUCACUUGAAAGCCAAUGACUGGACGUCUAUGGUUGUGACUACCUUUUAUGGAUGGAGUGUUAACCUCUCACUGUUACACGUGGUCCGUUCACUGCUCCAGCAUAUUCAGGAAUCAGAGCUCCCCGCGAGGAGCCACAGACCACCUUGUGAAGAGACUGGAAAUCUUUACCUUUCAGGAAAAAUGAGAAAAGGUGAAUCAGUGGCAUUGAGCAAUAAGUGCACUGAAUCAGAGGCCACUGUUACUAAAAUGAAAUGAUUUGAUUUGGGGAUUACCGCAUUCAAUCACUAACUAAAGGAAAUAACACAGAUGUGCGAUUAGAGAUUAAGAGACGCAAAUGCCACUUCACGCCACACAAUGAUCCUAUUCUGAAGAUGCUGCAUUGCCAUGAUGAUUUCAAGUGUGUAUGUAUCAUGUUGUCAGAAUAGAAAAGCAAAGUAUAUAUACAAAAAAAAAAAAAAAAAAAAAUGACCCAGAACCUACUGUGAACUGUAGGAUUUAUGUCAGUGUUGCUGGUCUUUACCUCUUCCUGUCACUCCUGCCUCACCAGUCCAAGAACAGCAGAGUGUAUCUGAACUGGCAGAAACUAUUAUUGACCUGUUUAUGCUCAUUAAGUAGACUGAAUCUUACUGCAUAGCUAUGACCAAGUAGAAAACCAUAUUCUAUACUGUUAUUAUACUGUACAGAGAUUUGAGCUAUUUUAUUCUUACAGUCGAUAAUUAAACAGCACCUCGCUCAUUUUCUUCUUGCAUGAACGCUGUGUAUUCCUAUUACCCCCGGUCUCUAAAUGUAAUACUAGCCAUGCUUUUCAUUUUGUAUUGUCCAAAGUGUAUUUUUGGAGCCAGAUGAAUCAAAGCAAUGUUCUCCAUGUCCCUGCUGUGCACUGUUUAUAAUGUAAUAACAAUAAAAACCCUCUUCUAACUAGGCAUAGGGAUAGCUCUGCAAUGCUCGGCAACGGAAAACGUGUGCAGGUAAAAACUGAAAUAUCCAUAAUUACACUCAAUUACACUUCAAUGAUUCUAAAAUGCUUAGUGAGACUUGCAGUCAAGUACAAAAUGUGCCUUUAAGACUGGUUCUUACUGGUGACGCCGAGAUAUUCACGCUCAUGUGGAGAACUGGAGUUGCUUCAUCUUCCUCCAUGUGCUCUAUGUGCAUUUUAUUGUAGAUAAUGUGAUUUUAACUCUGAGCUGUACAAUAAAUAGUUAUUACACUUAA
Molecule: messenger RNA, 5571 nt
Organism: Solea solea (common sole)
Lineage: Eukaryota; Metazoa; Chordata; Actinopteri; Pleuronectiformes; Soleidae
Gene: asic1c
Product: acid-sensing (proton-gated) ion channel 1c
Exons: 11
Coding region: 952-2523 (523 amino acids)
Biological process (GO): sodium ion transmembrane transport
Cellular component (GO): membrane
Source: RefSeq, a predicted model, not a curated record